UCCUUCAGCCAGCAUGCCAUCCUUCAACCAGAGCACUGUCCACCCUGUGGUCUUCUUCCUUACUGGCGUUCCUGGUCUUGAAACCUCACACAUCUGGAUUUCCAUCCCUUUCUGCUGUCUGUAUGCCAUUGCCAUCUCUGGGAAUGGCAUGAUCCUGUUUAUCAUCAUCACUGAGUCCAGCCUUCAUGAACCCAUGUACUAUUUCCUGUCCAUGCUGUCUUUCACAGACCUGGGUCUGUGCCUUUCUACUUUGGUCACUAUGUUGGGCAUCUUCUGGUUCAAUGUUCGAGAAAUCAGCUUUGAUGCUUGUAUUGGCCAAAUGUUCUUUAUCCAUGGCUUCACAUUCAUGGAAUCUUCAGUCCUCCUGGUAAUGGCCUUUGACCGCUUCAUUGCCAUCUGCAACCCACUGAGGUAUGCCGUGAUCUUAACCAAUUCACGGAUCAUUUCAGUGGGCUUUGCAAUCAUCAUUAGGGGGACCACAGCUCUUGUGCCUUUACUCUUGCUUCUCAAGCGCCUGUCUUUCUGCCACAGUCAUGUGCUCCACCAUUCCUACUGUUUCCACCCUGAUGUGAUGACGCUUUCUUGCUCAGACACCAAAAUCAACAGUGCCUUUGGCCUGGCCAUUGUCCUCUCUACAGCAGGCUUGGACUCUGUCUUGAUCCUCCUCUCCUACGUCCUGAUCAUCCACUCUGUGCUUUGCAUAGCAUCCAGGGAGGAGAGGAAAAAGGCAUUUGGCACCUGCAUCUCCCAUCUCAGUGCUGUUGCUAUCUUCUACAUCCCCAUGAUCAGCUUGUCACUGGUGCAUAGAUUUGGGAAGCGCGCCCCUCCUUUUGUGCACACUCUCAUUGCCAAUGUGUAUCUGCUCAUCCCUCCUGUAAUGAAUCCCAUAAUCUAUAGUGUGAAGACCAAGCAAAUUCGCAAGGCCAUGUGGAAAGUAUUCUUCUCUAAGACAUCGUAGGAAAGUUUUACUGUCCCGUAUGGUCAUAAAGUCUCCCCUGAUGUUCCUUGUUUGAUUAUUUACUAGUAUGAU
Nannospalax galili (Upper Galilee mountains blind mole rat) is the source of this 1030-nucleotide messenger RNA. RefSeq names its product olfactory receptor 51F2-like. The transcript has a single exon. Gene Ontology annotation, biological process: G protein-coupled receptor signaling pathway. The record is from RefSeq and is a predicted model, not a curated record. Gene Ontology annotation, cellular component: membrane. Bases 14 to 958 code for a protein of 314 amino acids. Gene Ontology annotation, molecular function: G protein-coupled receptor activity; olfactory receptor activity. NCBI's taxonomy places the organism in Eukaryota, Metazoa, Chordata, Mammalia, Rodentia, Spalacidae.